This is a messenger RNA of Tilletiopsis washingtonensis, 1576 nucleotides long. RefSeq lists its product as hypothetical. Lineage: Eukaryota; Fungi; Basidiomycota; Exobasidiomycetes; Entylomatales. The record is from RefSeq and is a predicted model, not a curated record. The coding region runs from base 35 to 1576 and encodes 513 amino acids. The transcript has a single exon.
CGCCGCUCCACCACAUCCCUCACCGCAGCCCGCCAUGCCGGCCCUGCGCCGCUCCUACGGCCACACGCUCGGCGCACGCCGCUUCCGCGCGCUUUCCAGUGCCGGCGCACUGCACAGCGCCUCCGACGAGCUCUCGCCCGAGCCUGAGCCAGCGCCCUCGACGCGCACGGCCGGCAAGGCGCGCAGCGGCGACGAGAGCGAGCUCAGCGAGCUUAGCGACCUGAGCGACGUGGAGUCAGACACCAGCGCCGAGGCACUGCCGGCGGGCACGCGCAGCCGAGCCAGGCGUGGCCCCAGCUCCAGCCCGGCCGCUGCUGCACGCGCUCGCCGGAGCGCUCCAGCCAAGGGCAAGACGAGUGCACGCAGUGCUGCCUCGGGCAGCACGAGCGCAUCGCAAGUCGCAUCCUCGUCGCAACAGCUGCUUGACGCUGCGGCUUCGCCAGCUGCUUCAGAGGCAGCAUCGACCUCGACUCCCGAGUCUGCCGCAUCGGCGCUUUACGUCCUGGCGCCGCCGCCCGCCGCUCGCACUGCGCCCAUGCCCCGCGAUGGGCUAGAGCGGGUAGACGCGAGAGCUGCAAUCGUCGCGGCACCUGGUACAUCAGCUAGCGGUGCGCUGCAGAGUUCUUCGAUUGCUGUCGAUCACGCCGUACUGGCGUCAUCGUCGCCGUACCCGCGCAGCAUGUCCAGCCACGCCUUCUCGUCGCCUCCUCAGGCGUACGACGACGCGCUCUCUUCGUUCUCGGAGGAACGCCGCCCAGCGGCCGCCGCCCGGCCUCCUGCCCGGACUGGGCUCUCUGAUGCCACAGUAGCCCUGCUCGCGGACUUCUGCGCCGGGCCGUCCCGGUUCGGCUUUGACGACUCCUCAUCCGACUCGUCCGACUCGUCGAUCUCGUCGAUCUCGUCACUCUCAUCGCUCUCGUCGCUCUCUUCCCUCAGCUCCGACUCUGACGCGUCGUCAUCCUCUGCUCUCUCGCACGCCCGGCUCGACUACAGACAGAAGAUUCAGGAGAUCAAGGACCGAUACGAGGAGGCGAAAGAACGACACCAGCAGGAGAUGGAGAGCAUCGAAGCGCGCUACCUGGCGAACCGCCGCCGGCGCUAUCUCGCUGUCCUGCAGAUCGUCGAGAAGCUGAGAGAAGAAGAGGAACAAGAGACGGAAGACGAGUCCGAGGACUACGACGACGCCUCGGUCUCACCGCCGCCUCUCUUCUCCGGGCCCUCGUCGCCGCUCACGCCGCACACGUCGCCCGUCAAGUCUGCGCCGCAGUCGCUGUACAAGAACAUGGCGCGCGUGCCCAGCCCACGCACCGUGCCGACGCCCAUCUCGCACCUGCCGCGCUCCGACCUGCGCUCGCCGUCGCCGCCGCCCGACGUGGCGCCGCCGCAGCGCCUCAAGCGCAAGCGCCAGUACCGCCUCAAGCCGGCCCUCGAGCUGCCGCGCGAGAGCGUGUAUGCGCGCACGAAGCGCAGCGAGACGAGCCCCAGCCCGCGCGGCUCGCGGCUGGGUCGGGCGCCGGCGCCGAGGGCCAGCACGAGCGGGACGCGCGGCUCGGCCGCCGCAGGACCAUCGCGAUGA